This is a messenger RNA of Zingiber officinale, 1884 nucleotides long. RefSeq lists its product as uncharacterized. The transcript has 4 exons. Gene Ontology annotation, molecular function: nucleic acid binding; RNA-DNA hybrid ribonuclease activity. The record is from RefSeq and is a predicted model, not a curated record. The coding region runs from base 1 to 1884 and encodes 627 amino acids. Lineage: Eukaryota; Viridiplantae; Streptophyta; Magnoliopsida; Zingiberales; Zingiberaceae.
AUGCAAGAUGGGGGCGUUCAUGCUGUCCAAGAAGAGCCUCUGCCUAUGGCUGAAGAACCCAUCCCCUGGGAGGAGGUGCAAUUAUAUGCUGACCGCCCGAAAAGUUUAACUCGCUUGGCGAGUGAUCUACCUCCUCUUCUCAAGGAAGAGUUCGUUCAAUGCUUGAUCCGUAACCGGGAUGUCUUCGCCUGGUCUACAGAGGAGUUACCCGGGGUCAAGCCGGAAGUAGCCAAACAUAAGCUGCAUUUAUUGCCAGACUCCCGACCCGUCAAGAAAAAGCAAAGAAACUUCUCAGCCGACCAGAACAAGAUAAUCCGAGUGGAGGUGGAUCAGCUCAGGAAGAUGGUGGAUUCCACUGCCGGCUACGAGAGGAUUUGCAUGCUGGACGCAUACCAGGGGAAUGCAGGAGCGACAUACCAAAGAAUGAUGGAUAAAAUAUUCCGGGAGCAGAUCAGGCGUAACGUGGAGGUUUAUGUAGAUGAUAUACUCAUAAAAUCCCCGUUAGCCGUGAACCUGAUCAAAGACGUAGAAGAAACCUGCAAAACUCUCCGACAGUAUGGGUUGAAGCUGAACCCCUUGAAAUGCUUGUUUGGGGCUAAGGGAGGAAAAUUCUUGGGUUACUUGGUGACUGAGCAGGGAAUAGAAGCUAAUCCAGAGAAAGUUCGGUCAUGGCAUGAUAUGCAGGUUCCCCAGAACUUGAAGGAAACCCAGAAGCUGGUCGGCAGAAUAACAGCUCUGUCAAGAUUCAUUUCCAAAUCGGCAGACCAAGCUGCUCCUUUCUUCAAGCCAGUCGCUGGAGAACCCUUAUGGGUCUACUUAUCUGCCACCCCCAAGGCCGUGGGGGCUGUGCUCAUUAAAGAACAUGACAAUGUACAAUGGUCCGUGUAUUUCUUCAAUCAUCUAUUAAAAGGGGUCGAGUCCCGAUACACGGCCCUCGAGAAGUUGGUUUAUGGAUUGGUCCUUAUAACUCGACGGUUAAGACCUUACUUCUUAUCGCAUCCUAUCAUAGUCCUGACUAACAUCACCAUGGGAAGAGCCCUAACUAAUGUAGAAGUUGCGGGUUGGCUUAUUAAGCGGGCAACAGAGUUAGGCGAAUACGACAUACAAUACCAGCCGUGCACAGCAAUUAAAGCACAAGCCUUGGCAGAUUUCCUAACGAAAAUUCAUCAGACCAGCUCUGAAGAAACAUGGAAGGUCUAUGUAGAUGGAUCGACAACUCACCAAAGAAGCGGGGUCGGGAUCUUGUUGAUAUCUCCCCAAGGGGAUAUACUCCAACUGGCUGUACGAUUGAAUUUCCGAGCUACCAACAAUGAGGCAGAAUAUGAGGCUUUGCUGGCAGGGAUGCAAGCAGCCCGGCACGUAGGAGCAGCCCGGGUAAUCAUUUAUUCAGAUUCUCAACUGGUAACUCAGCAAGUGGCCGACAAUUUUAUGAUUAAUUGUGAUAAAUUACAAGUAUACCGGGAAGCUUAUGAGAAGAUGAAGGAGGAAUUUUCAAAAGUCACAGUAACCAAGAUCCCCAGGGCGGAGAAUGAGAAGGCAGAUAAGCUAGCAAAGAUGGCCAGUUCCUUAACCACUUGGGUGUUAGACCGGUCAACGACACAAACCUUUCUUAUAGCUCAAAUAGAUCUGCAAAAUAAUAGGGAAGCAACUAUUGAUUGGAGGGUGCCCAUGAUCAGCUAUCUUAAGCAAAGUAUCCUACCGGCUGACCUAGAAGAAUCACGGCUGGUCAGGAAGCAGGCCCACGCUUAUGUCAUGAUCGGGGAUCAGCCCUACAAGAGGUCCUUCUCUGGACCCUUACUCAAGUGCUUGGGUAUGGAGGAGGCUGACCAGGCUUUGCGGGAAAUACAUCUGGGGUGCUGUGUUAGCCAGGCGGUCGGACAUUAG